GCAUAGUGUCCACUUCCUAAUAGCUUAGUAACAGGGUACGCAAUCUAUUUUGUUAUAGGGAACUACUAACAAAAAUGAGAAAUGUGACUGUAUUGGUAAGCGAUAGAAUUUAUUUCGAUGAUAUCGUGAAGCAGUAUGAAACCAUUUUCAAGUCCACGUUGAAUGCUUAUGUGAAAUUUACAGUUGUUCCAGAAGAGGUAUGUUUGAAAGAUGAAAAGAAAAUUUCAAACCUAUUCUCAAAUGCAGAAAUUAUCUUACUAUCGGAUCAGUCGGUCAGGCGUUGGGCACAUUUGAUUUCUAACAAUACAAAAUGGAUUCAGUACACUUGGGCUGGCGUCGAAAUGCUUUUGCAAAACGACAAAUAUAGAGAAAUUCUCAAAGAACACACCAUCACAAGAGCUGGCGGUAUAUUCGGUCCAUCUAUGGCAGAAUACGUUAUAGGAGCGAUAGUUGCAAUGGAGAAAGGCUUCCCAAGAUUUUAUAAACAGCAAAUGGAAGCUGUGUGGAAAUCACCACCCAGCAGGUGUCGGAAUCUUUCAUCUCUGACCAUAGGGAUUCUGGGCCUUGGGGAUAUCGGAAUGCACGUUGCAAGAGCAUGUUCCCAUUUUGGUAUGACAGUAUAUGGUUUAAAGAGAACGACUUCGCAUUGCGAGAACGUGGAGCGUGUAUUUACAAUGGACGAAUUACCAGAAAUAUUACGAAUAUCGGACUAUAUUUGCAAUAUAUUACCCAGUGCACCGGAAACAAAAAAUAUUCUUUCUGGGGAAAUGCUUCAAUUGUGCGCUCAAAGAAAAGCAAAAUUUAUAAAUAUUGGUCGAGGGGAUGUUGUUGACGAAAACAUACUGAUCAAAGCAAUUGAAAAGGGUUGGAUAUCUGAAGCGUUUUUAGACGUGUUUAUCGAUGAGCCACUGGAUAAAUCGUCCCCUCUCUGGUACAUGGAAAAUGUUUAUAUAACACCCCACGCUGCAGCGGAAAUUAAUUGGCCAAAAUUGGUGGCAAGACUGUUUUUCUGCAACUUGCAAAAAUAUCUCAACAACCAAACACUGGAUUAUGUUGUUCAUUGGCGCGAUUUUUAGGAAAUGACGAAUAGCUGGAGUCUGGAUCAAGUGGCAGAACAAUUCAAAUAUCAAUAAACAAAUCAAAACAGGUCUCUGAAAUUGUGGGUACGGUCAGUAAAUUCUCAGCGAUCGCAAAACAAAAUAUUAUACUAUUUUAUGCAUGCGCGACGAAGUCAUCAGCAGACAAUGAGAGAACUAACUAACAUACACCACGGGUUGGUUCGGAACCUCUUUUCGUUUGCGUGACAUUUUCAAGUAUGGUGUGGCAUGUAGCAUAGCUUUCCGUUUCAGACCUACUUCUGAUUGAAAUUUUAAAUUCACAAAAAGGCCCAAAACAUGCAAACUUUUAUUAGGGAAUCACUUGGUGACAAUAGCUUAUUUUGUUGAGGUAGUGACUUAAUUUGUCGAUGUUUAUCUUCAAAUUAUAAGUAAAGACUAUUCUCUUUUUCGUUCUUCGAAUAAAAUCGCCCUAACGUAUGUAGCCUAUACCUUAACUAAGAAACGAAUCGAUUCGAGAUUCUACUGACAAA
Molecule: messenger RNA, 1588 nt
Organism: Styela clava
Lineage: Eukaryota; Metazoa; Chordata; Ascidiacea; Stolidobranchia; Styelidae
Source: RefSeq, a predicted model, not a curated record